AAAACUCGAAACGAAUCUCAUGAUAACUUUGUCCUCCUAAGUAACCUUGGCCCUGGUCCCGCGUUUCUCUUCUCGAUAACGACAAUUAUGCGCCCACGGUUUUGGUGCAGUGUCUAUGUCAUUCUCUUCUACUUCAAUCUCUUGGGACCUACGCAUUCCGGAAGACCAGUCAGAGCUUUGGCCUUCCCUAAAGGCAGCACCUUUUUCUAUCGCCUAAACUACAAGAUAAACUCUUUACCUUACACGACGAUCUUCGCGCAAGCGGCAGGCUUUAAGGUGACAUGGGAACUACCGACCACUGGUGAGCUUCGGAAUGUCCGGUCUGUCCCAGAUGUCCAUAAAUGCGCCGAACUUGUAUACGAAAGUCAUGGUUUCGAUGGCCGUUCUUGCUUACUAAAGAAUAUCUGCCAGAGCCUACAAUACGUGAGGUGGAAGGAUGGUGUUAUAGGGAAGAUAUUGAAAUUGCUUGCGGAGUCGUAUAUUAAUAAUGGCACUUGGUACGAAGAUCCACUGUUCUGUGAGCAUCAUACUAUGAAUUGCCCUUUGCAAUUAGUCGGCUUUAAUAGUUUUAUGGAGAGCUAG
Messenger RNA from Atta colombica, 582 nucleotides. RefSeq lists its product as uncharacterized. Bases 88 to 582 code for a protein of 164 amino acids. The record is from RefSeq and is a predicted model, not a curated record. The transcript is spliced from 4 exons. Lineage: Eukaryota; Metazoa; Arthropoda; Insecta; Hymenoptera; Formicidae.